Molecule: messenger RNA, 1702 nt
Organism: Photinus pyralis (common eastern firefly)
Lineage: Eukaryota; Metazoa; Arthropoda; Insecta; Coleoptera; Lampyridae
Product: lysophosphatidylserine lipase ABHD12-like
Exons: 9
Coding region: 88-1299 (403 amino acids)
Biological process (GO): monoacylglycerol catabolic process; phosphatidylserine catabolic process
Cellular component (GO): endoplasmic reticulum membrane
Molecular function (GO): phosphatidylcholine lysophospholipase A1 activity; monoacylglycerol lipase activity
Source: RefSeq, a predicted model, not a curated record
UUUUAUUUUUUCUAUGAUACCAACAUAAUCUAGUUUUUUUGCACUUUAAUUUGUUUAUCAUUAAAAGUUGCACAAUAUUGUGCGAAGAUGUCUUGCUUUGAACUGGAAUUUGCGUGCCUUAUACCCAAGUCGAAGCCUGAAGAAGAAAUAUCCGAAACACCGCUCGUCAGUUACAAAGGGACCGAGUACAAAAAAACCGUGCGGCUAAAUUUUCCCUCAUGGAAACCGAUAAAAUCGCGCCUGAGGAGAUUCUGGAAUUGGCUCGGGUUCGUGUGGUUCCACAGUCGAUCAAGGAAAUGUCGGAAGGUCACGUUCUUUUUUAUAUUGACGAUCUUAUUACUGUUUUUUAUGAUCGUCGGUGUUUUUGUACCUUUGAUUUUUAAGUGCUCCACUGCUUUUAGACAACGUGUUAUUUUCAGCCCUGUCGUCGCUACGCACGAAUCUUUUAAUGAAGUAAUAAAGCUUCAUAAGAGUUAUGAUUCGAAGACUUUCAUAAAACCAGAUAAUUUCUACGUGACGGUGGACAGUACACGAAAUUCCCGAGUGGGCGCUUGGAGUUUGACCGAAUAUGGCAAAGGAAAUUCCGGCAGUUACAACGGACGCACUAGCACAAAUAACUAUCUGCUAUUGUUCCACGACAGCUACGGAAAUAGACGUAGUUAUCUUACGGAUUACUCGCGACUGCUUCAUAUAUUCAACAUAAUCGUAUUCGAUUAUCGCGCGUAUGGAGACUCGGACGUGGAUGACUUAAACGAAAGCGGAUUGGUGCGCGACAGCGUCGAGGUUUUUAAGUGGUUGCGCGCGCACGUCAACGGAAGCGUCUUUUUGUGGGGUGACAAUUUGGGGUCCGCCAUAGCGGCACAUACCGCCGCGGUGCUAUCCAAUCAAAGCAUGCCUGCUUGCGGCGUGCUGCUCGAGAACCCAUUUACGACGAUGGGCGAACAGUUGGCGUACUCCUGGUUUAUAGCUCAGAUUAAUUGGUAUAUGCCUUGGUAUAAAUCUAUGUUCGUGAGCCCCUUGGAAGAAAGCGACCUUGUCUUCAACACAAGUAAAUAUUUAAACGAAAUCACCUUCCCUGUUAGCUUUUUGGAGUGGACCGUGCAUCGGGCGAGAGACUUCAAUAUAAACAUUAGUUACUACAAAGAGAAUAAUUAUAAUUCAUUUGACCCGCCGACAGUUGUUAGUUACAUAGAGAGAUAUUAUUACUAUAAAACGGACUACUACAUCAAUUCCGAAUUGGAGAAUUUCUUAUGGUCUUUUAUCGAUACGGGGAGAAAGUACUGUGAUACCAAACACUAAGUAUAGUGAAUUUAUUCUAUUUUUAUAAGUGAAUGCAUUUAGAGGUAAUUGAAGAAAAAUAGGCGACCUCUAUAGGAAGUUAUUGUAAACAUAAAGGAAGCUUCCAAACAACAAUCGAAAGGUUGCAAAAAAUGUUGGGAUGCUGAGCCCACACCGUCUUGUGCGGUUUUUCGAUUUUUAAACAAUUGUGACAUUUAAAAAAUUAGGUUGUGCAAUUUUGUUCCUGGGUUUGUUUGUAGGGUUUCUUGUAGCUGCCACUUUGAACAGUGACCGCCAUGCUUCAAGAAGACCAACGAACAAACGUAUACUGUUUGUCAAUAUGGUUUGGUGAAGGUUAAACUAUUGUAAAUAUAUUAUGCUGUUGUAAGUUAAAGCUAUUAGAAUAAACAUUUUAUUAAUUUUA